Messenger RNA from Vidua macroura (Pin-tailed whydah), 1930 nucleotides. RefSeq lists its product as uncharacterized. The record is from RefSeq and is a predicted model, not a curated record. The transcript is spliced from 4 exons. Bases 338 to 1264 code for a protein of 308 amino acids. NCBI's taxonomy places the organism in Eukaryota, Metazoa, Chordata, Aves, Passeriformes, Viduidae.
CCCUGUCUCACUCCUGGAGCACGUUGGGCCCCGUUGGACCAUUUAAGGCCUUGUGGAUCCUUGACAGCACCUGGAAUUUCACCCAAAGCUGCCCUGGCAGCCAAGGAGGAGUCCUGGAUAUGGGAUCUGCCAGCUGGGCACCAUCCCAACCCUGGGCACCGUUGCUGGACAGGCUGUGAGGGGAACCCCACAGUGGGGAAACUGGGAUUGGGACAUAUCCAUAGGGAUGUUGGCGUGGAGCCGGAGUGGGGUGAGAUUCCUCCUUGUGGCUUUUUAGGGAUUCUCUGGGGUUUUCUCAUCUCUCUGAUGGAAGAGACCAAACUUUUUUUCCCUUUUUAUGGCCCAACCUGUGGUCUGGCGGGGGUCCCGGGGGGGUAUAAUUAGCCACCCUGACAGGUGGCAGGGAUCAGAUGGCCCCCAGCACCACCCCACAGCCCCGCUCGGCUUCACCCCAGCUGACGCGUGGCCGGUGGCAAAAUUCCCUAUGGACACCCAGCCCCAGCGUGCUGGAUCUGGCAGGAGCAGGAGAGCUACUGUAAAUAAACAGAAGGGGCUUUUCCAGCCUCCGAAGGCAAUUCCAGCCUCACCAUCCCAGCUGUGGGACAACGAGGAUGGACGGGGAGUCGCGGAAGAAGGGCCGGAGCGCUGGGAACAGUGUGGAAAAGCCAUUAGAAACCUGAGCUGGGGACGCGGCCCCGGGAUUAGUCGCACAUGGAGUCAUCCAGAGCAGAGACAGAAUUUGGACUUGAUGAUCCCUGGGAGUCCCUUUCAACUCAGGAUAUUCUGUGAUUCCAGGAACUGGGGAUGGUCAGACCAGGACCCGGCACCAAGACCCAUCCCCACAAUCUUGUGCUCCACUGGGAUUGUCCCUUCCAGUUGUCAGGUUGAGGAAUUUGCUUUUCUGCUUGCUAAUAUUUUGGGAGAAAUUCCUGUGUUUGAAUUCCUGUCUGGUCGCUGCCUUUUCCAAGUGUUUGUCUUUGGUCCAGGAUGUAUCCUGUCUGCAGCACUAUCACUGAGCUGUCCCUCCCCAUUGAGCCCAUAUCCGUGUGUCCAUGUGGAUCCCAGCCCUCCUGCUGCUCAGCACCGUCCCCAACCUCCAGCACACGAGCUCCUUGCUCCGCCGCCGACUUCAGCGCUCAGCCCCGGGCGACGGAGCUGCCGAAUCCUUCUGCUUUUCAAGGAGAGAGCUCGGCAGGGAUCCCGCUUAAUCCCAAAGGUCAGCACGGGGAGCUGCUCCCGUGUCCCCACAGUAAAGUUGCAUUAAAAGGGCAGGAACUGACCUCCAUCCCGCAUUGUCGGCAAGAUGGAUUUUAAUAAACAGGCCAGAAUGGUGGUGCUGAAACCCUCCCUGUGUUUCUCUCCCCAUGGGUUUAUCUCGUUUUCCCCAAGUUUUGAGUGUGUGUAGCACGGAGGAAUGGGCAUCCGAGUGUGGAGGGACCCACAUUUCUCCUGGAGGAGGUCAACAAGGGAAUGGAUGUUGGAGUUGGGAAUUUUUGGUUGUGCCACGUGUGUUGGGUUGUCUCUCCAUGGAUGUCACAAUGUGAUGCAGAAGCCAAACUGGUUGGGAUGGAGCAUCCUGGGUGGGAGUGGGUCCACAUGGCACUAAGAGGGGUCCAGGACUUGCUCCCACCCUUCAUCCCUUGGGAUAGGCUGGGAUGAGAUCUCUGGAUUGCUGGGAACAGAGAUUAGAGAGAGGCUGUUCUUUUUCCUUCCUUCCACCUUCCAUCCCAGGAAUCCAGAUAGAAAUCCCAGCUGAAGGCAUCCUUCCCUGCCUGCAUCUCUUCCUGCCUUUCCCACUGCCAAAAAGUGCCAUUUUCCAGCAGAAAGCCUUGUGGGGAAGCUCUGGGACACUGAUGAAACCUUGUUCCCACCAGAACCACCAGUGACUGCUGGGAGCUGCCAAAAUCCAGAGCUGGGAGUGCAGGAGCAU